This is a messenger RNA of Trichosurus vulpecula (common brushtail), 2121 nucleotides long. Its product is annotated as proline-rich protein 14-like. The record is from RefSeq and is a predicted model, not a curated record. The transcript has 7 exons. Lineage: Eukaryota; Metazoa; Chordata; Mammalia; Diprotodontia; Phalangeridae. Gene Ontology annotation, cellular component: nucleoplasm. Gene Ontology annotation, molecular function: nucleic acid binding.
AUGGCAGGCAUCCAGGGUGCAGCUGCUGCAGAGGCUCCCUCUGAGCCCGAUCCUGAGCCUAAGGGGGAGGAGCAGGAAGGCAAUCUCAUUGAUCUCAGGGAACCUCCCCACAGGCCCCUGAGAGGAGAAUUGAGGCAAAGCCUUAAAGAUCAGGAAAAUUUACCCCUGGAGCAAAAGAACCCAACAAGACAAUUGGUGCAGUGCUGCCUUGUUUGUCGAAGGACGAACAAGACUGCUUUGCGCCGAACCCCGAUGGUUGGAAGGCCACCAGGUCUUCAGCCGUUUCAAAGCAUACAGGUGUACUUUACUGAGCUGCCCCCCAUAGGUCGUCUCAAAUACCUGCUGGUCGUAGUGGACCAUCUGACAUCUUGGGUGGAGGCUUUUCCCUCGCCCCGGGCUACUGCCCCUAUGGUGGAGGAAGGUCGUGAGUGGAGUGACCAUGGUCACUGGGCUAGGGGCCGGCCAGAGAAGGCCAAAAGGGAGGGCUGGGGGAGGGGGGCCCACAGAGAACAGGCUGCAACCCGAAGCUUCAGCUGCGAGCUAAAGCGGGCCUCGAAGUUCUGCUCCCAAAAGGAUAAAGAGGAGCCCACGGGCAGGGAGGCCCUCCGACCAAGGGCAGAGGCAGUUUCAGCCCCGAUGCCGCCUGCGCUGACGUCAUUCACACGACCUCUGGAUCCCCAGGCCCCCCAACACAGGACAGGAUUCUGUGGAAGCAACGAGAGGCAGCAGGGCAAGCCACCGGCCAUAAGACAUAAACUACUGAGGCUUGAAGCCCAAAGCACUUUCCUCUUUGCCCUCAAGCAUGAUGGCGAAGGUUUUGGCUUCGUGCCCAAGGGGAAGAUAGCCUCAGCGGCUGCUUCACGCCCUUUUUUACCCCCCCCCCAACCCUCCACCCUCAAGACUCUGCCCAGCGAUUGGGCGGCGCCCGUAGGCCAGGAAAGGUGUGCGGCGGUUGGUCCGGGUCAGGAAGGGCAGGUUUUAAAGGAGCCGGAGGUGGGAGCAGUCCGAGAACCGGGAUCAGCAGGAGGCGAAGGUUUGCCAGGCUCAGAGCCAGAGACCCUGUCUCCCCUGCCCUCCAGCCUCUUGUGGCCACGCAUGAGCCCUUGGGGCCUGGCACCACUCUUCCGCGCUGUCCGCUCUAAGCUGGGGAGCUUUGCUGCCAUCUUCCUCACCCCAACCAAAACUCUCCAGGCCCCACCCUCAAGCCCCACAUCCCCAGCCUCACCCAUGAAGCUGGAGCUGAAGACUGGCAUCUCGGAAGCCCCUGAGUCUCGGAGAGUCCAGGUAGAGGAGGGGGAGGGGCCUGUAAGCCCCCGUCCCCCCAUCCGUCGGUGGAGGGCCCGGUAUCCUGGCCUCCCUGCUGCCACCAGGUGUCGAAGCCACCCCUGCCUGGACCUGGGGCCCCCUGGGGAAAAGGGAUGUGCAUGGUCAGCCUUCCCUCCACAUCCAAAGAGGCCUUGACCCAGAAGGCACACAGUUGGGGGUGGGGAGCUGGCUCGGGCCCCACCACCUCCCCAGCCUUGCUUUCGAAAAGAGGGUUUACCCUUGGGAGGGUCAAGUGCACCCCCAAACAUUGUCGCCACCUGCUCUCCUGCUGCUUCUACUUCCUCCUCUUUCUCUGACCUGCCAGAAUCCAGGGAUUGCUCCCCACAAGGGGAGAAACAACAGCGCCCAAAGGUCUUGGUGCUGUCAGACUCUGAGACCAAGGCUGUGGGAAAGGUCUCUUGCUUUCCGAUCCACAGGACACCACCCAGGACUCAGCCCAACCUCACUCCAAUGGGGCUGCCUCGGCCAAUCAGGUUGAAUAAGAAGGAGUUCAGCCUUGAGGAAAUUUACACCAACAAGAAUUAUCGGUCCCCUGCAGCCAAACGGUCCUUUGAGACUAUCUUUGAAGAGCCACGAGAGAGGAAUGGAACCCUGGUCUUCACAAGUUCCCGGAAGCUUCGAAGAGCACUGGAAUUCCGAGAUCACAGCCUCCCUCGGCAUCGAAGACCUUCCAGGGCCGUGCGCCCUGCCCCAGGCCGAGCCCCCACCCCUGACCUCGGACCUUUGCUGCAGCAGAGGCUGGAGGAAUUAGAUGCCCUGUUGUUGCAAGAGGAAGAGGAGCCAGGCAAGGGUUAG